Molecule: messenger RNA, 2125 nt
Organism: Populus nigra (black poplar)
Lineage: Eukaryota; Viridiplantae; Streptophyta; Magnoliopsida; Malpighiales; Salicaceae
Product: leucine-rich repeat receptor-like serine/threonine/tyrosine-protein kinase SOBIR1
Exons: 1
Coding region: 106-1998 (630 amino acids)
Biological process (GO): protein phosphorylation
Molecular function (GO): protein kinase activity; ATP binding; protein binding
Source: RefSeq, a predicted model, not a curated record
CUACAUAUUUGUCUCCGGACUAAAUAUGGAGAUUUCAAACAAUACUGCCGCAUCGUGAAAUCUCCCAACCCACCACCACUUCCCAGCCUGAAAGCACCACCAGAAAUGGCCGUUCUUCACCAGAAACACCACCUCUUCUUCAUUAUCCUUCUCCUAUCUCUCCUCCUUCCCACUUAUGCAAGAUUAAAACUUGACCAUUCAGACCUCAAAGCCUUCUCAAUCAUCCAGAAAGACUUGGGUAUCGACGGUCAACGCAGCUCCUCCUCUACACCAUGCAACAUCCCUGGGGUGUUUUGUGAGAGGAGGCUCUCUCCCAACGGCACCUAUGUGCUCAAAAUCACAAGACUCGUCUUUAAGUCUCAACGGCUCACCGGGUUCUUGUCCCCGGCAAUUGGACGGCUGUCCGAGCUCAAAGAGCUCUCAUUAACCAACAACCAACUGGUUGACCAGCUCCCUGCUCAAAUAGUCAACUGCAAGAAACUAGAGAUUCUUGAGCUUGGAAACAACAAGUUUUCAGGUGAAGUUCCCUCUGAAUUAUCAUCAAUUGUUAGUCUUCGAGUUCUUGAUCUCUCUAGGAAUUUAUUUUCUGGGAAUUUGAGUUUCUUAAAGCAUUUCCCCAACCUGGAAAAUCUCUCUCUUGCAAAUAAUCUCUUCACUGGAAAAGUUCCAAAGUCUAUCCGUUCGUUUCGCAAUCUCCAGUCCUUCGACUUCUCAGGGAACAGUUUUCUUGAAGGACCUGUGCCAGUGAUAAGAAAAGGUGAAUCCUCAAGGCCCCAAUACCCAAAACGUUAUAUUUUGGCGGAGAACACGUCAAGUACAAAAUCAAGGAAUACUUCUUCUGGAAGCAAAAAUUACAACCUAGCUCCAGCUCCUGCACCAUCAGCAGCAGCGCCACACAAGCACAAGAACGGCAAAAGGAAGCUUGCCGGUUGGCUCCUUGGAUUUCUUGCCGGGUCAGUAGCUGGGUGUUUAUCUGGGCUUGUGUUUUCAUUAUUGUUUAAGAUAGUAUUGGCAGCAGUAAAAGGCGGAGGGAGAGAUGGAGGGCCUGCAAUAUUUAGUCCAAUGAUCAAGAGAGCAGAGGAUUUAGCUUUCUUGGAAAAAGAUGAUGGGCUUGCAAACUUGGAAGUCAUUGGGAAAGGUGGAUGUGGAGAAGUUUACAAAGCUGAGCUGCCAGGAAGUAAUGGCAAAAUGAUUGCCAUAAAAAAGAUUAUUCAGCCUCCAAAAGAUGCUGCCGAGUUGACUGAAGAAGAUAGUAAGCUUCUACACAAGAAAAUGAGACAAAUCCAGUCAGAGAUCAAUACCGUCGGCCACAUUCGGCAUCGAAACCUUCUUCCUCUUCUAGCUCAUGUGUCUCGUCCUGAUUGUCAUUAUCUUGUCUAUGAAUUAAUGAAAAACGGAAGUCUACAAGAUGCGUUGAACCAAGUUACUGAAGGGAGAAGAGAAUUGGACUGGUUAGCUCGCCACAGAAUUGCAGUAGGAGUAGCAUCGGGACUUGAGUACCUUCACUUGAGCCAUAGUCCACGGAUCAUUCAUAGAGAUCUCAAGCCUGCAAAUGUACUUCUCGACGACAGCAUGGAAGCUAGAAUUGCCGAUUUUGGACUUGCAAAAGCAAUGCCAGAUGCCAAAACACAUAUCACAACUUCUAAUGUUGCAGGAACAGUGGGGUACAUAGCACCAGAGUACCACCAAACGCUCAAAUUUACAGACAAGUGUGACAUAUACAGUUUUGGAGUGGUGCUUGGGGUAUUGGUGAUGGGAAAGCUUCCAUCUGAUGAGUUUUUUCAAAACACUCGUGAAAUGAGUUUGGUUAAGUGGAUGAGAAAUAUAAUGACUUCGGAGAAUCCAAGACAAGCUAUUGAUCCAAAGCUGAUGGGCAAUGGGCUAGAGGAGCAAAUGCUGCUGGUUCUGAAAAUUGCUUGCUUCUGCACUAUUGAUGACCCAAAACAGAGGCCAGAUAGUAAGGAUGUUAGGUGCAUGUUGUCACAAAUCAAACACUAGUUGAGCAUGGAAGGCAAGGAUGUGUAAGAAAUCAAGAAUAAUGCGGUUUAAUUAUAUGUUUCGAACUUGUGUUAAGAAUUAUCAACAAGUUUAUAUACAAGGAAGCCUGUAAAAUGUUUUUCCAUCU